Pocillopora verrucosa is the source of this 1246-nucleotide messenger RNA. The record is from RefSeq and is a predicted model, not a curated record. NCBI's taxonomy places the organism in Eukaryota, Metazoa, Cnidaria, Anthozoa, Scleractinia, Pocilloporidae.
AAGGUUGUCUCUGAGAAAGUAACAUGAGGUCUACUCUUUUUCUGGCGACUAUUUUACUAGUGACUGUAUCGGAUAUCACUGCUAAAAGCGUUAAACAUCCAAAACAUCACAAGUCAGAGAGGAAGCAGCACCAUGACCAAAGCCAUCAACGACAAGCUGUGGUUCCACCUGCGCAACCGACUGCAGCUGGAGCACCAACCACUGUAGCACCAACCACUGUGCCUGCUGCUGGAGCAUCAACUCCCGUAGCUCCAGGACCAGCCCCUGCUGCAGGAGUAAAGACCACCGUAGCACCUCCUGGUAGUACACCAGCAGCCGCUGGUGCAGUAGGAACAACUAAGGUACCAGCAACUACAAGUGCGACACCUGCGGCUGCCGGAGCAGCAGCAGCUCCCACUGCAAAACCGGCAACUACUAGUGUCGCACCCGCAGCUGGUGCAGCGGUAGCAACAACUGUGGCACCAGGGGAAUCCACAGCGAAGCCCGCAGCUGCCACCGGUGCACCUGCCGCUGCAGCAACCACUGUGCCACCUGCUGCAUCAACCGCAAAACCUGUAACUGCCACCGUUCCUGGCCCUGUAACAGCCACCGUGGCACCGGGUGCAUCAACUGCGAAGCCUGAAACUACACCCGUGGCUGCACCAGGAAAAGCUCCAAUUGUGGCAACACCUACCCCAGCGGCUCCCGCAGCAGGUAGUGCACCUACAACUGGACCAGCAUCAUUGCCACCCGCUGCCGCUGGAGCCAAGCCUGCGCCUGGAGCGCCAGUUACAGCUAAGCCUGCCACCGCCGCAAUGACAACUACAGGUCCACUAAAAUUCGCACCAAGCGCCUUUCCCGCCAAAGAUAAAGAAACGAAGACAGAAGGAGAGUCGUCCUCAAAGGCACAUUUCAGGAAGGAAGAUAAAAUCGACGAAAGGAAUGACAAAUCUCAGGAAGAAGGUAAAGAGUCCGACAGUGAUAGCAAACAUAAAACGGAGAAGGAGGCAGAGGACAAAUCCGAAAAGGCAAUCGGGGAUAAGUCUAAAAAUAAAGUUAAAGACGAGUCUGUGAAGAAACUGAAGGACAAGUCUGAGAAUAAAAAGCAUCAUCGUUUUCACCGUCAUCAGGAUUAACAGAUGAAUUCUAUUUGGCACUGCUGGACUGGACUUUGGAAAGAAAAAACAAAGACAUUGAGUAAACGCAUAUAACUAGCGCUUUUCGGCGUUUAGCGCAAAUUUUACCUAUUUUGUUGGCAUAUUGAAAA